AAGUUAUCGUGUGGCGGUCACAUUACCCAAAAAAAGCUUAAAAAAACACUUGGCAAAAUUCAGAUAAUAAACAAAAUCAAAAAUAGUUGAAUUUCGAAAAAGAUGGAAUACGAAAGUGUGCUGAUCGUAAAGCCGGAGGUGUUUAUCUACAAAAUACCGCCCCGUGCGAGCAAUCGAGGCUAUAGAGCGGCUGACUGGAACCUGAAGGAACCAACCUGGACGGGCAGGAUGCGACUGGUGGCCAAGGGUACCGCCGUUAUCCUGAAGCUGGAAGACAAGACCAGCGGCGCACUGUUCGCCAAUUGCCCCAUCGACACAUAUCCCGGCGUGGCCAUCGAGGCGGUUUCCGACAGCUCCCGGUACUUUGUUAUCCGGGUGCAGGACGAUAAUGGACGAUCGGCAUUCCUAGGGCUCGGCUUUGGGGAUCGAUCGGACUCAUUUGAUUUAAAUGUGGCGCUACAGGAUCACUUCAAGUGGGUAAAGAAUCAGGAGCAGAUUGAAAAGGAGAAAACAGAGCCGAAGCAAGAACUGGAUCUAGGAUUCAAGGAGGGCGAAACCAUCAAGAUAAAUAUGAGAAUAACGAAAAAGGAUGGCUCCGAGGGCUCCUCGCGCACUGGUAAAAACAAGGGCUCGUCGGGUGUCCUGCCACCACCUCCUGGUGGCCUUGGAAAGAUCGCUCCACCACCGGCCGCCGCUGCAGCCACGACGGUACGACAAAGUCCAGGCGUCUCGCCCGCCCACAGACCUGCCGCUGGAGGAUCUGAAUGGACCGACUACGCAUCCGCCGGCGGCAACCAAGGACAACAGAACUCGGCCAAUGCCAACUGGGUGCAGUUCUAGAUAGACAUCCUCCUGUUCCUGCUGCUGCUGCGCUUCUACCCCCCAGAACUUUAUUUGUUAAGGAACUUCAGAUGUUUUUUUUUAUUCUCCAUUUACAACAAAUUAUUUUCGUUUUUAAUACGACCAAAAGAUUGAACAGAACAUUCAGCAAAGGCGUCACGCGUUAAAGUUAAAGAUUUUUAAUUAAAUUGAAAUUGUGUAUUAGUUUCCCCGCCCCUUCUCACUCUCGUUGUCUAUCUCUACAAUUGCCUCUCGCUCUAAUUGGAGGUCAAUGAUAAUGGAGAAAUGGGAAGAGUUCUCAGUGGGCGGGGAUUUAUAGCAAACUAUUUAGCCUGGUUGUUAAUUGUAUAAAUGAACAUAAUGAUAAUUUUUAUGAAAAUUAUUCUAAAAUGUAAUUUGUUAACGUCGAGAUAAUGCAAGUAAAAAAAGCUAAGUUUAAAUCAAGUUAUACAUGAACACGAACACGAACACUGCAAAAACUAAAGUGAAAUAUUCAAAUUUUGAGUACUUACACACGAACAUACACGCACGUAAAGGACAUUCCGCAGAUGAAAGAUAGGACGCAUUACAUACCAAUCUAAUUUAUUGUUAAUUCUCCUCUGAAAUUCCCUCUGAUCAACUUGUUUCGCUGACCUAUCCUUUAAUGGAAUACAAGAAAUUAUACAGAUCUAUAUCAACCCUGUUCCCUUUUUUUAACUUUGCUCAAAUUUAGUGAAAUCGAAAUUAAUUGAAUUGAAAAUAAAAAGUUAUUAUGGUAUAGAUCGAUUAACUAUGGUUUAAAAGUUAAAUUUAUAAAUUUUAACUUUUAAUUUGGUUAAAAAUCCUAUUUUCUUAAUUUCGAUUCAACGAAAUUUGAAAGAAUCAAGAAAUUGGGAACAAGGCAAUACACAUAUAUAUUUUUUCUGUUUUAAAAUGGCACACACAUGCAUAGCAAUUAAGUAAAUCAAAUGAAUUAUAUAUAAUAUACAAUAUGAAGAAAUAUCCAUAUGUAUUUAAUAAACCACAUAAUUAUAGAGAAGGAAA
Molecule: messenger RNA, 1863 nt
Organism: Drosophila eugracilis
Lineage: Eukaryota; Metazoa; Arthropoda; Insecta; Diptera; Drosophilidae
Product: NECAP-like protein CG9132
Exons: 4
Coding region: 103-840 (245 amino acids)
Biological process (GO): endocytosis
Cellular component (GO): membrane; clathrin vesicle coat
Source: RefSeq, a predicted model, not a curated record